AUGACCACAAGGGCAACUGGGACACAGCGGGGCGGUAGCAGUGGCGGGAGAAGCAGCCGAAGCCGCCGCAGUCAGCGGGAGCACAUUUUCAUUCCCUGGGAAAAUGACACCGACACCAGCCAUGCCAAGCCUGGCGUCGAGCGGAACCCAGCCAAACCCGCCAACCAACUCGUAGAGCCCCAUGUUGCGCAACGCCUCCUUCCACGCAGUCGCAGCGGGGCGGAGCCGAGAGCCGGACGAGCGAAGCGAGCAAAGUACUUACCUCUUAACCUGCUCAACGUCUCGUUCCGCCUGUGCCUUUUCUUCCCACCCUUGUUUGCCUCGUGGAAUCCCCGUACCUGGCAAUACUUUUGCCCUUCCAGCUCUCAAUACACCUUAGCGCCCACCUGCGUCGAGGCCAAGCUCCACCGAAAGAAGGCGACCCGCUAGCUGAGCUAGCGCUGCAGCCCUGCUAUGGGCACCUACACCUACACCAGUCGGCCCCGGGCCCUGCCCUGCCAGCGCCGCCGGUACCGGGACAACCUGUUGCAGCCAGCGGAGGAACCUAUGCGUUUUGGAAACAUCAUGUAUGACAGAAGGGUGAUCCGAGGCAACACCUAUGCUCUGCAGACAUUGUCGCUGGCGGGGCAGCAGGAAGCCAUGGAGCUGCAGAGGCAGCAGCAGAUGAAGAGGAGGGCCCUGGCCAGGAAGCGAGCCCGCGAACAGCUCCGACCACGUACCCCCGAGCCUGUGGAAGGCAGAAAACACAUGGACGUGCAAACAGAACUGUACCUUGAGGAGAUAGCAGACCGCAUAAUAGAAGUUGACAUGGAAUGCCAGACAGAUGCGUUUUUGGACAGACCACCAACACCCCUCUUCAUUCCUGCCAAAACUGGCAAAGACAUGGCCACGCAAAUACUAGAAGGAGAGCUCUUCGACUUUGAUCUUGAAGUGAAGCCAAUGCUCGAAGUUCUGGUGGGAAAGACCAUCGAGCAGGCUCUCCUGGAGGUCAUGGAGGAGGAGGAGCUGGCCAACCUGAGGGCCAGUCAGUGCGCAUACCAGGAAUUACGGAACGUGGAGCUCUGCGAAGUUCAGCGCCUGGAAGAGCAAGAGAGACGUCACCAAGAAGAAAAAGAGCGCCGUAAGCAGCAGCAGUGGGAAAUCGUGCACAAGCAUAACGAGACUGCGCAAAAGAUCGCUGCGCGAGCCUUCGCUCAACGCUACCUGGCUGACCUGCUUCCCUCCGUGUUCGGCAGCCUCCGGGAUGGUGGCUACUUCUAUGAUCCCAUUGAAAGAGUGUUGAUCCGUGAGGUGGUUGAGAAGAGAAUGGAUAUGUUUGAGCACAAGGAGCCCAAGUACAUACCCCUGGAGUACACAGAUGAUCCAGGUGGCUCUGGGGCCACACAAGGGACACUAGGCUACUAUGAUCUCCAGGUAGCAAACACCUCCCAGGCCCACAGGCUCCUGGCGGACAGAGAGUACCCGUCAAGAGGAGGCUAUGAGGGAAGGUACAUGGAGAGAGGGCUGUACCAAGACGGGAGAGGUGCGGAGGAAGCUGACUACACCGGACCCGGCGUCUCCACAGACAUGAGACAGCCCUCGGGGAAGGAAGAGCUGCCCCAGCUGUGA
Messenger RNA from Chrysochloris asiatica (Cape golden mole), 1608 nucleotides. It is a transcript of the gene RSPH3, whose product is annotated as radial spoke 3 homolog (Chlamydomonas). Gene Ontology annotation, cellular component: cilium. The record is from RefSeq and is a predicted model, not a curated record. NCBI's taxonomy places the organism in Eukaryota, Metazoa, Chordata, Mammalia, Afrosoricida, Chrysochloridae.